AUGUGGCCAGAGAAAGUGCAGCGACAGUUCGACAUCGCUCAAGCAGCAGGAAAUGAUGCCCUCGAGAAUGUUAUGCAUGCACCUUACAAUAAGCUCUUGAACACGCUACACGCUGUUCGAAAUUUUCUUGGAAAAUCGGCCUGUCUUUGUGCUGCAGCUCAAACGGGAGAAGGAAUUUUUGGUGAGAUACUUGUCCUCUACCCGUCUUGCACGGUGUCAGCGCUUUCGGGACGAAGCUCUGUUUCUACUCUCCUUACGCAGGCAGGAUUGAUCUCGCCAGAGCCCAUUCCUGCCUCCACGCAGUACGUGAUCGACACCGCACCGGUUGACCGCUGGAACUACGAUAUCCUUACGGCUGAAGGAGAAGCUGAAUUGCGUCGCAUUGUUCAGCUCAUGGGUUUUGGAGUCGAAACUGUCCACGGAAUUGCGAGCACAGGAUGGCAGUCUAACUGCAUGCGGAGCUUCAACCCCAGUGAAAACUGGGCCUUACCGGAGAGGCUCGUAGAUGUCGUGCGACGGUAUGGAAAGCGGGAUAAUGAUAGCACGGAAACGGGAACAUAA
Molecule: messenger RNA, 561 nt
Organism: Suillus subalutaceus
Lineage: Eukaryota; Fungi; Basidiomycota; Agaricomycetes; Boletales; Suillaceae
Exons: 4
Coding region: 1-561 (186 amino acids)
Source: RefSeq, a predicted model, not a curated record